Pseudopodoces humilis (Tibetan ground-tit) is the source of this 14381-nucleotide messenger RNA. Lineage: Eukaryota; Metazoa; Chordata; Aves; Passeriformes; Paridae. The record is from RefSeq and is a predicted model, not a curated record.
GCGGCCACUCCGCACGGACCCGCUCCGGGACCGCCAGGAACCGGCACCGGGCAUGGCCCGGCCCGGCAGCUGAGCCCGCAGGCUGGGAGGUGACACCGGAGCCGCCGCGAGGUUCCCGAGCGAGGGCCGAGGAUUCCUGGGGCGGAUCCGGCCGGGACCGGGACCGGGACCGGGACCCCACCAAGAUGGAGCGCGAGGAGGAGACGCGGGAGAUCCUCCUGCCCAACUGGCAGGGCAGCGGCUCCCACGGCAUCACCAUCGACCAGACCGAGCGCGGCGUCUUCGUGCGCCGCGUCCAGCAGAACUCGCCGGCCGCCCGCAUGGGCGUCGUCAAGGAAGGGGAUCAGAUCGUCAGUGCCACCGUCUACUUUGACAACCUGCAGUCGGGGGAGGUGGCGCAGCUGCUGCAGAGCGUGGGCCACCACACGCUGGGGCUGCGGCUGCAGCGCCGCGCUGACCGCUCGCCCCCGGCCGGACACGGCUGCGGCCAGCGCGACCCCGCGCCCGGCAGCCCCGAGGUCGUGCUGAGCGGCGAUGACGAGGAGUACCGGCGCAUCUACACCACCAAAAUCAAACCGCGGCUCCGGUCCGAGGAGGGGCCGGACGCCGAGGCCGGGGGGACGCAGAGCAGAACCAUCACCGUCACCCGCAAGGUCACCGCCUACACCGUGGACGUCACCAGCCACGACGGCGACCUCGGCGUCAUCGGGGGCCCCGAAUUCAACGUCCGCGUCCCCAUGCCGGAGCUCGGGGUGACGUCCGGGACACCCGAGGGGCUUCACCUGCGGACGGAGCCCCAGAGCCAAAUUCCUGCUGGAGAAACUGGAAAAUCCCUCCCGGGCUGGAAGGGCUCCGGUGCCUUCGCGGGGUCUCCCCGGAUCGAGGCCAACGGACAGUUCGGAGAGCCGGACGGGCGAUUCCACGCUCCGUGUGCGCAGGGAGAGCUCGCGGGCUCCUCGCCACCGCUGGACGUGGGGAAAAUCAAAAUCCCGGCGUUAAAAAUCCCCAAAUUCGGGUUCCAGGCUGGCGGAGAAGCUCCGGCCCCGCAGGCGGGCGGCGGGACGGACGUCACCCGCUCGUCCCCACCGGACGUUCCGUCCCCGGUGCCGCGGGUGGACGUGGCGGUCAAAGGCGCCACCGAGGCUCCGCCGGACGUCGCCGGCGUGGAGCUCCCGGCCCUGGACGGCGCCAAGGGGAAAAUCCAAAUCCCGCACGUGACCUUCCCCAAAUUCACCGCCCAGGGGGACGGCGCCGCCGCGGAGGUCCCCAAGGGGGUGGCCGUCCCCGAGGUGGCCCUGGAAGGAGAAUGGAAAGGCCCCACCUUCAAGAAGGUGGAAACGCCCCAAAUUUCGCUGUCGGACGUGAACCUGAACCUGAGGGGCCCCAGGGUGGAAGGGGACCUGAAAGGACUCGGCCCCAAGGGGCUCCAGGUGGACGUGAAGGGUCCGGAGGUGGCAGUGGCCGGUCCAGGGAGUGGCCUGAAGGGCGUGGAGAUGGACGUUGGCGUGAAGGGGUUGAAGGGAGGAGUGGACGUGUCCCUGCCGACCGUGGGCGGUGAAUUGAGGGGGCCCCAACUGGACCUUAAAGGGCCCCAAAUUGGGGUGGAGGGGCCUGGAGUGGACAUCAGGGGCCCCACGGUGAAGAUGCCCGAGAUGAGCAUCAAGACCCCUCAGAUCUCCGUGCCCGAUGUCGACCUCAAAGGGCCGGGAGUGAAGGGAAAUCUGGAUGUUUCUGCCCCAAAACUGGAAGGGGAGCUGAAGACCCCAGGACUGGACAUCAAAGGCCCCAAAGUCGAGGUUGGGAGCCCAGAAAUGGAGAUCCAAGGACCCGAGGGGAAACUGAAGUUCCCCAAGCUGAAAAUGCCCAAAUUUGGGGUGAAAGGAGAGACCCCCAGCGUCGACGUGACCCUUCCCAAAGCGGGGGUGGACAUCUCCGGCCCCAAGGUGGACGUCAGCGUCCCGAACGUGGACAUCAAAGGCCCCAGAGUGGACAUUGAAGCACCUGAAAUGGACAUUCAGGGCCCCGAGGGAAAAUUCAAGAUGCCCAAGUUCAAGAUGCCCAAAUUCGGGAUGCCCGGGGUCAAGGCGGAAGGUCCCGAGGUGGACGUGAACCUCCCGAAAGGCGGCGUGGAGGUGUCCGGCCCCAAGGUGGACAUUGAGGCACCGAAUUUGGACAUCCAGGGGCCCGAAAUGCACCUCAAGGCCCCCAAAAUCUCUGUGCCGGACGCUGACCUGACCCUGAACGGCGCCAAGGCCAGCGGCGACCUGGACGUGUCCGUGCCGGGUUUGAAGGGCCCAGGGCUGGACAUCAAAGGCCCCAAAGUCGAGGUGGAAGCGCCGGAUUUGGACCUCCAAGGACCCGAGGGGAAACUGAAGUUCCCCAAGCUGAAAAUGCCCAAAUUUGGGGUGAAAGGAGAAAGCCCCGACCUCGAGGUGGCCCUUCCCAAGGGCAGAGUGGACGUUUCGGGUCCCGGCGUCGCCGUCGAGGUCCCUGGUGUGGACCUGAAGGGCCCCAAGGUGAAGGUGCCCGAGGUGGGCAUCAAAACCCCCCAGAUCUCCAUGCCUGACAUCGACCUGAACCUCAAAGGACCCAAAGUCAAGGCAGAUUUGGAUGUUUCCACCCCAAAACUGGAAGGGGAGCUGAAAACCCCCGGGCUGGACAUCAAAGGCCCCAAAGUCGAGGUGGAAGCGCCGGAUUUGGACCUCCAAGGACCCGAGGGGAAACUGAAGUUCCCCAAGCUGAAAAUGCCCAAAUUUGGGGUGAAAGGAGAGACCCCCGACCUGGAGGUGACGCUCCCGAAGGGGGAGAUGGACAUUUCCGCCCCCAGGGUGGACGUGGAUGUCCCGAGCGUGGACGUGGAGGGGCCGGAGGUGAAAGGGAAAGGCCUCAAGUUCAAAAUGCCCGAACUCAACGUUCAGACCCCAAAACUCUCCAUGCCAGACGUGGAUCUGGGCUUGAAGGGCCCAAAACUGAAAGGAGAUGCUGGAAUUUCUGGGCUGAAGGGCCCCAAAAUUGACGUGAAAGGCCCCAAAAUGGACGUGGAAGGUGCCAAAAUCGAUGUGGAAGGUCCCAAAAUUGACGUGAAAGGUCCCAAGUUGGACGUGGAAGGUCCCAAGUUGGACGUGGAAGGUCCCAAGUUGGACGUGGACGUGCCAGAGGUGGACUUGGAAUGCCCCGAAGGGAAGGUGAAAGGCCCCAAAUUCAAGAUGCCGAAACUCAACAUCAAAUCCCCCAAAAUCUCGAUGCCGGACGUGGAUUUGAACCUGAAGGGACACAAAGUGAAGGGAGAGGUGGACGUGUCCCUCCCCAAGGUGGAAGGGGACAUCAAGGGGCCGAAGGUGGACGUGGAGGUCCCGGAUGUCCACCUGGAGGGUCCAGAGGCCAAACUGAAAAUGCCCAAAAUGAAAUUACCUCAUUUCAACGUGUCCGGCCCCAAACUGGAGGGGCCUGAGGUGGAGGUGACCCUGCCCAAAGGAGAGGUGGACAUCUCUGGGCCGGAGGUGGACAUUGAGGGACCGGAAGUGGACGUUGGAGGAGCGGAAGGGAAAUGGAAAGGUCCCAAAUUCCGGAUGCCAAAACUCAACAUCAAAUCCCCCAAAAUCUCCAUGCCGGACGUGGACCUGAACCUGAAGGGCCCCAAGGUCAAGGGGGACAUCGAUGUUUCUGCUCCAAAGCUGGAAGGUGACCUGAAGGGUCCUGAACUGGAUAUCAAAGGGCCAAAAGUGGACAUUGAGGUGCCCGACGUGGAUUUGGAGUGUCCCGAGGGGAAGAUCAAAGGCCCCAAGUUCAAGAUGCCCGAGAUGCACAUCAAGACCCAGAAGAUCUCCAUGCCUGAUGUGGACAUCAACCUGAAGGGCCCCAAGGUCAAGGGUGACGUGGACGUGUCCCUCCCAAAGCUGGAGGGUGACCUGAAGGGUCCUGAACUGGACAUCAAAGGCCCCAAAGUGGACAUUGAGGCACCCGACGUCGACAUCCACGGCCCUGAGGGAAAAUUCAAGAUGCCCAAGUUCAAGAUGCCCAAAUUUGGGUUGAAGGGAGAAGGUCCCGAGGUGGACGUGAACCUCCCAAAAGGAGACCUGGAUGUGUCCGGCCCCAAGGUGGACGUUGAGAUGCCGAGUGUGGACAUUGAGGGUCCAGAGGGGAAGAUCAAAGGCCCCAAGUUCAAGAUGCCCGAGAUGAACAUCAAAGCCCCCAAGAUCUCCAUGCCCGACAUUGAUUUGAAUCUAAAGGGCCCCAAGGUGAAAGGAGAAGUUGAUGUCUCUGUCCCAAAGCUGGAGGGUGACCUGAAGGGUCCCAAAAUUGACCUCAAGGGCCCCAAACUGGACAUUGAGGCACCCGAUGUCGACAUCCACGGCCCUGAGGGAAAAUUCAAGAUGCCCAAGUUCAAGAUGCCCAAAUUUGGGUUGAAGGGAGAAGGUCCUGAGGUGGAUGUGAACCUCCCGACAGGAAACCUGGAUGUGUCCGGCCCCAAGGUGGACGUUGAAGGUCCAGAGGUGGACGUGGAGCUGCCAGAGGGGAAGAUCAAAGGCCCCAAGUUCAAGAUGCCCGAGAUGAACAUCAAAGCCCCCAAGAUCUCCAUGCCCGACGUCGACUUCAACCUGAAGGGCCCCAAGGUGAAGGGGGACAUCGAUGUCUCUGUCCCCAAGCUGGAGGGUGACCUGAAGGGUCCUGAACUGGACAUCAAAGGCCCCAAAGUGGACAUUGAGGCACCCGAUGUUGACAUCCACGGCCCUGAGGGAAAAUUCAAGAUGCCCAAGUUCAAGAUGCCCAAAUUUGGGAUGCCCGGGGUCAAGGCAGAAGGUCCCGAGGUGGACGUGAACCUCCCAACGGGAAACCUGGAUGUGUCCGGCCCCAAGGUGGACAUUGAAGGUCCAGAGGUGGACGUGGAGCUGCCAGAGGGGAAAGUGAAAGGCCCCAAGUUCAAGAUGCCCGAGAUGCAUUUUAAGACCCCCAAGAUCUCCAUGCCUGACAUCGACCUGAACCUGAAGGGCCCCAAAGUGAAGGGAGACAUCGAUGUCUCUGUCCCCAAGCUGGAGGGUGACCUGAAGGGUCCUGAACUGGACAUCAAAGGCCCCAAAGUGGACAUUGAGGCACCCGACGUCGACAUCCACGGCCCUGAGGGAAAAUUCAAGAUGCCCAAGUUCAAGAUGCCCAAAUUUGGGUUGAAGGGAGAAGGUCCUGAGGUGGACGUGAACCUCCCAAAAGGAGACCUGGAUGUGUCCGCCCCCAAGGUGGACGUUGAGAUGCCGAGUGUGGACAUUGAGGGUCCCGAGGGGAAGAUCAAAGGCCCCAAGUUCAAGAUGCCCGAGAUGAACAUCAAGGCCCCCAAGAUCUCCAUGCCCGACAUCGACCUGAACCUCAAAGGUCCCAAGGUCAAGGGGGGUGUGGACGUCUCCGUCCCCAAAUUGGAGGGCGACCUGAAAUGUCCGGAUGUGAAAAUUAAAGGUCCGAAGGUGGAUGUGGACGUUCCUGACGUGGACGUUGAAGGUCCUGAGGGAAAGUGGAAGGGACCCAAGAUCAAGAUGCCAGAGAUGAACAUCAAGGCGCCGAAAUUUUCUCUGCCUGAUGUCGACCUGAACCUGAAAGGUCCCAAACUGAAGGGAGAUGUGGCUGUGUCUGCCCCAAAAGUAGAAGGUGACGUGAAAGUGCCGGAUCUGGAGUUGAAAGGACCCAAAGUGGACGUGGACGUCCCCAACAUCGAACUGGAGGGCCCCGAGGGGAAGAUCAAAGGCCCCAAGUUCAAGAUGCCCGAGAUGAACAUCAAGGCCCCCAAGAUCUCCAUGCCCGACUUUGAUCUGAACCUGAAAGGCCCCAAAGUGAAAGGAGACGUGGACGUGGCCGUCCCGAAAAUCGAGGGAGAUUUUAAGGCCCCAGACGUCGAUAUCAAAGGCCCCAAAGUCAACGUGGACCUCCCCGAUGUAGACCUGGAGUGCCCCGAAGCGAAGCUGAAGGGCCCCAAGUUCAAGAUGCCCGAGAUGCACUUCAAAACCCCCAAGAUCUCCAUGCCCGACAUUGACCUGAACCUCAGAGGCCCAAAACUGAAGGGGGAUGUGGACAUUUCCACCCCCAAGCUGGAAGGUGACCUGACGGGCCCAGACGUGGACAUCAAAGGUCCCAAACUGGACAUCAAAGCACCUGACGUGGACAUUGACCUCCCAGAGGGGAAGAUCAAGGGUCCCAAGUUCAAGAUGCCUGAGAUGAACAUCAAGGCCCCCAAGAUCUCCAUGCCCGAUUUCGAUCUCAACCUGAAAGGCCCCAAAGUGAAGGGCGACGUCGAUGUGUCCCUGCCCAAGCUCGAAGGGGACCUGAAAGGGCCAGAGGUGUCACUGAAAGGACCAAAAGUGGACGUAGAAGUUCCUGACGUGGAGCUGGAGUGUCCCGAGGGGAAGAUCAAAGGCCCCAAGUUCAAGAUGCCCGAGAUGAACAUCAAAGCCCCCAAGAUCUCCAUGCCUGAUUUCGAUCUCAACCUAAAAGGCCCCAAAUUGAAGGGGGACAUCGAUGUCUCUGUCCCCAAGCUGGAAGGUGACCUGAAGGGACCUGAACUGGACAUCAAAGGCCCCAAAGUCGAUGUCGACCUUCCUGACGUUGAGCUGGAGUGUCCUGAGGCGAAACUGAAGGGCCCCAAGUUCAAGAUGCCCGAGAUGCACAUCAAAGCCCCCAAGAUCUCCAUGCCCGACUUUGAUCUGAACCUCAAAGGCCCCAAAUUGAAGGGGGACAUCGAUGUCUCUGCUCCAAAGCUCGAGGGUGACCUCAAAGCCCCAGACAUCGACAUCAAAGGCCCCAAAGUCAAUGUUGAUCUCCCCGACGUUGAGUUGGAGUGUCCAGAGGGGAAGAUCAAAGGUCCCAAGUUCAAGAUGCCCGAGAUGCACAUCAAGGCCCCCAAGAUCUCCAUGCCUGAUUUCGAUCUCAACCUGAAGGGCCCCAAGGUGAAGGGGGACAUCGAUGUCUCUGUCCCCAAGCUGGAGGGUGACCUGAAGGGUCCAGAACUGGACAUCAAAGGCCCCAAAGUCAAUGUGGACCUCCCUGAUGUGGAGCUGGAGUGUCCCGAGGGGAAGAUCAAAGGCCCCAAGUUCAAGAUGCCCGAGAUGCACAUCAAGGCCCCCAAGAUCUCCAUGCCCGACGUUGACUUCAACCUCAAAGGCCCCAAAUUGAAGGGGGACAUCGAUGUCUCUGCUCCAAAGCUUGAGGGUGACCUCAAAGCCCCAGACAUUGACAUCAAAGUUCCCAAAGUCAAUGUGGACCUCCCUGACGUUGAGUUGGAAGGUCCCGAGGGGAAGAUCAAAGGUCCCAAGUUCAAGAUGCCCGAGAUGAACAUCAAGGCUCCCAAGAUCUCCAUGCCCGACGUCGACUUCAACCUGAAGGGCCCCAAGGUGAAGGGGGACAUCGAUGUCUCUGUCCCCAAGCUGGAGGGUGACCUGAAGGGUCCUGAACUGGACAUCAAAGGCCCCAAAGUGGACAUUGAGGCACCCGAUGUUGACAUCCACGGCCCGGAAGGGAAAAUUAAAAUGCCCAAAUUCAAGAUGCCCAAAUUUGGAUUUUCUGGGCCCAAAGUUGAAGGCCCCGAGGUGGACCUGAACCUUCCAGAGGCUGAGGUCAACAUUUCAGGUCCCAAGGUCGACGUUUCCAUCCCCGACCUGGACAUCGAAGGCCCCGAUGGGAAACUGAAGGGUCCCAAGUUCAAGAAGCCGGAGCUGCAGUUCAAUGUCCCCAAGAUCUCCAUGCCCGACAUUGACCUCAACCUGAAAGGCCCCAAACUGAAAGGUGACCUCGAUGCUUCUCUUCCCAAGGUCGAGGGCGAGCUGAAAGGCCCCAAACUGGACAUCAAGGGGCCGGAGAUUGAGCUGGAGGGGCCAAAAGUUGACCUUGAAGGAAAAGCUAAAAAAUCCAGGUUCAAACUUCCCAAGUUUGGCUUUUCUGGCCCAAAAGUUCAAAGCCCUGAGGUGGAUGUGAAGCUUAAAAAACCUGAGGUUGAAGUGUCCGGCCCCAAAGUUGAGGUCCAGGCUCCGGAUUUGGACAUCCAGGGAAAAUCCAAGGGCUCCAAAUUCAAAAUGCCUUUUCUGAACAUUUCUUCACCCAAAGUCUCGAUGCCGGACGUGGAGCUGAACCUGAAGGGACACAAAAUGAAAGGGGAGUUUGACCUGUCCACCCCCAAGCUGGAAGGGGAACUGAAAGGUCCUGAGGUGGACAUCAAGGGCCCCAAGGUCAACAUCGAGGCCCCCGACGUGGACAUUCAUGGCCCAGAGGGGAAAAUCAAAAUGCCCAAGUUCAAAAUGCCCAAAUUUGGUGUUUCUGGGUUUAAAGGGGAGGGGCCAGAGGUGGACGUGAACCUGCCGACAGCAGAACUGGACGUGUCAGGUCCGAAGGUGGACAUUGAAGAUCCAGAGGUGGACAUUGAGGGUCCGGAGGGGAAGAUCAAAGGCCCCAAGUUCAAGAUGCCCGAGAUGCACAUCAAGGCCCCCAAGAUCUCCAUGCCGGACAUCGACCUGAACCUCAAAGGUCCCAAAGUGAAGGGAGACGUGGACGUGUCCUUGCCCCAGGUGGACCUGAAAGGACCCCAGGUGGAUGUGGAAGCUCCCGAACUCAACGUCGAAGGUCCGAAAGGGAAAAUCAAGGGCCCCAAAUUUAAAAUGCCCGAAAUGAACAUCAAAGCUCCCAACAUCUCCAUGCCGGACCUGGACCUCAACCUGAAAGGUCCCAAGGUCAAAGGGGGCGUGGACGUCGAUAUGUCUGCACCAAAAAUUGAAGGGGACGUGAGCUUGCCGGACAUCGACAUCAAAGGCCCCAAGGUGGACAUUGAAGGUCCAGAGCUGGACAUUGAAGGUCCAGAAGGGAAGAUCAAAGGCCCCAAGUUCAAGAUGCCCGAGAUGAACAUCAAGGCCCCCAAGAUCUCCAUGCCUGACGUCGACUUCAACCUGAAGGGCCCCAAGGUGAAGGGGGACAUCGAUGUCUCUGUCCCCAAGCUGGAGGGUGACCUGAAGGGUCCUGAACUGGACAUCAAAGGCCCCAGAGUGGACAUUGAGGCACCCGAUGUCGACAUCCACGGCCCUGAGGGAAAAUUCAAGAUGCCCAAGUUCAAGAUGCCCAAAUUUGGGUUGAAGGGAGAAGGUCCCGAGGUGGACGUGAACCUCCCAAAAGGAGACCUGGAUGUGUCCGGCCCCAAGGUGGACGUUGAGAUGCCGAGUGUGGACAUUGAGGGUCCAGAAGGGAAGAUCAAAGGCCCCAAGUUCAAGAUGCCCGAGAUGAACAUCAAAGCCCCCAAGAUCUCCAUGCCCGACAUUGACCUGAACCUCAAAGGCCCCAAAUUGAAGGGAGAUGUUGAUGUUUCCCUUCCCAAAGUGGAAGGUGACCUGAAGGGUCCUGAACUGGACAUCAAAGGCCCCAAAGUCAAUGUGGACCUCCCUGAUGUGGAGCUGGAGUGUCCCGAGGGGAAGAUCAAAGGCCCCAAGUUUAAGAUGCCCGAGAUGAACAUCAAGGCCCCCAAGAUCUCCAUGCCCGACUUUGAUCUGAACCUGAAAGGUCCCAAGGUGAAGGGCGACGUCGAUGUGUCCCUGCCGAGUGUGGAAGGUGACCUGAAAGGGCCAAAGGUGGAUGGGAAAGGCCCCGAGUUUGAUGUUUCUGCCCCAGAUGUUCAAAUUGAGGGCCCUGAAGGGAAGAUCAAAGGCCCCAAGUUCAAGAUGCCCGAGAUGAACAUCAAAGCCCCCAAGAUCUCCAUGCCUGAUUUCGAUCUCAACCUAAAAGGCCCCAAAUUGAAGGGGGACAUCAAUGUCUCUGUCCCCAAGCUGGAAGGUGACCUGAAGGGACCUGAACUGGACAUCAAAGGCCCCAAAGUCGAUGUCGACCUUCCUGACGUUGAGCUGGAGUGUCCUGAGGCGAAACUGAAGGGCCCCAAGUUCAAGAUGCCCGAGAUGCACAUCAAGGCCCCCAAGAUCUCCAUGCCCGACUUUGAUCUGAACCUGAAGGGCCCCAAGGUGAAGGGGGACAUCGAUGUCUCUGUCCCCAAGCUGGAGGGUGACCUGAAGGGUCCUGAACUGGACAUCAAAGGCCCCAAAGUGGACAUUGAGGCACCCGAUGUUGACAUCCACGGCCCUGAGGGAAAAUUCAAGAUGCCCAAGUUCAAGAUGCCCAAAUUUGGGUUGAAGGGAGAAGGUCCCGAGGUGGAUGUGAACCUCCCAACAGGAAACUUGGAUGUGUCCGGCCCCAAGGUGGACGUUGAAGGUCCAGAGCUGGACAUUGAGGGUCCUGAAGGAAAACUGAAAGGCCCCAAGUUCAAGAUGCCCGAGAUGCACAUCAAGGCCCCCAAGAUCUCCAUGCCCGACCUCGACCUGAACCUGAAGGGCCCCAAAGUCAAAGGUGACGUGGACGUGUCCCUGCCCAGCGUGGAAGGAGAGCUGAAAGGUCCCGAGGUCAACGUCACCGUCCCCGACGUCACCAUCGACAGCCCUGAGGGCAAAUUCAAACUGCCCAAGUUCAAGAUGCCCAAAUUCUCCAUGCCUGGCUUCAAAGGGGAUGGGGUGGACGUGGACCUGACCCUCCCCAAGGGUGACGUGGCCGUUUCGGGCCCCAGCGUGGACGUGGAAGCUCCUGAGCUGAGCGUGGACGGGAAAGUCAAAGGUCCCAAAUUCUCCAUGCCCGAGAUGAACAUCAAAGCCCCCAAGAUCUCCAUGCCCGACGUUGACUUCAACCUCAAAGGCCCCAAAUUGAAGGGGGACAUCGAUGUCUCUGCUCCAAAGCUCGAGGGUGACCUCAAAGCCCCAGACAUCGACAUCAAAGGCCCCAAAGUCAAUGUUGAUCUCCCCGACGUUGAGUUGGAGUGUCCAGAGGGGAAGAUCAAGGGUCCCAAGUUCAAGAUGCCCGAGAUGAACAUCAAGGCCCCCAAGUUUUCCAUGCCCGACGUCGACUUCAACCUGAAGGGCCCCAAGGUCAAGGGUGACGUGGACGUGUCACUUCCAAAGCUGGAGGGUGACCUGAAGGGUCCUGAACUGGACAUCAAAGGCCCCAAAGUGGACAUUGAGGCACCCGAUGUCGACAUCCACGGCCCUGAGGGAAAAUUCAAGAUGCCCAAGUUCAAGAUGCCCAAAUUUGGGUUGAAGGGAGAAGGUCCCGAGGUGGACGUGAACCUCCCAAAAGGAGACCUGGAUGUGUCCGGCCCCAAGGUGGACGUUGAGAUGCCGAGUGUGGACAUUGAGGGUCCCGAGGGGAAGAUCAAAGGUCCCAAGUUCAAGAUGCCCGAGAUGCACAUCAAGGCCCCCAAGAUCUCCAUGCCCGACGUCGACUUCAACCUGAAGGGCCCCAAGGUGAAGGGGGACAUCGAUGUCUCUGUCCCCAAGCUGGAGGGGAACCUGCAGUGCCCUGAUGUCGACCUCAAGGGCCCCAGAGUGGACAUUCAGGCACCGGAUGUGACCCUGGAGGGGCCGAAGGUGAAGAUGCCUGAAAUUCACAUCAAGACCCCCCAGAUCUCCAUGCCCGACAUCGACCUGAACCUGAAGGGCCUGAAGGUCAAAGGUGACGCUGACCUGCAGGGCCCCAAGCUCGAGGGGGGUCUGAAGGGCCCCGAGGUCGAUAUCAAAGGCCCCAAAGUGGACAUCGAGUGCCCAGCGGUCAACGUCGAUGGUCCCGAGGGGAAAGUGAAGCUGCCCAAAAUGAAAAUGCCCAAAUUUGGCUUUAAAGGGGAAGGUCCCAACGUGGAUGUGAACUUGCCGAAGGCUGAGGUCGAUCUUUCCGGCCCCAAGGUUGAUCUUGGCCUGCCAGAGGUCAACGUUGAAGGUCUGGAGGGCAAAGUCAAAGGUCCUAAACUGAAAAUGCCCGAAAUGCACAUGAACGUCCCCAAAAUCUCCAUGCCCGAGAUAGACUUGAACUUGAAAGGCCACAAAACCAAGGGCGGCUUCGACAUUUCCACCCCGAAGGUUGAAGGUCACCUGAAAGGGCCCGAGGUUGACCUCAAAGGCCCAGAAUUUGGCAUCAGAGGUCCCGAAGUCGACGUCGAAUGUCCCGACCUGAGCGUUGAGGGCCCGGAGGCCAACGUCAAAGUUCCCAAGUUUAAAAAGUCCAAAUUUGGGUUCGGGAUGAAAAGCCCCAAGGCCGAGGUGGAUUUACCCGAGGGGGAGCUGAACAUGGAGUCACCUGAGGUCCACCUGUCCGGGAAGGGGAAGAAAAGCAAGUUCAAGAUGCCCAAAAUCCACAUGAGCGGCCCCAAAGUGAAGGGGAAGAAAGGGGCGUUCGACGUCAACGCGGCGGGGGCCGAGCUGGACGCGGAGCUCAACGUCACCGGCCCCGACGUCACCGUCAGGGGCGACGCCGCCGUGAAGUCCCCCAAAGGCAAGAAACCCAUGUUUGGGAAGAUCUCCUUCCCAGACGUCGAAUUCGACCUCAAAUCGCACAAAUUCCGCGGCGAGGCCUCGGCGGGGGUCCCCAAAGUUGAGGGUGAGCUGGAGGUCAAGGGCCCGAGUCUCAACGUGGACGUGGAAGGUCCCGAUGUCAACCUGAAAAGCCCAAAAUUCAAACUCCCCGGGGUCCAGGUGGGCGCGGGGGACGUGAAGGUCGGGGGUGACCUGAAGGGCCCCGGGAUCGACGUCGCCGUCCCCUCGCUGGCGGCGCCAGACGUCGACAUCGGCGUGAAAGGACCAAAAGUAAAAGGCGAGGUCGGCGCUGCCGGAGCACAACUGGAAGGUCCCGAGGGGAAACUGGGAUGGCCCAAGGGGGGGAAAAUGGGUUUGGGGCUGGAGAUGCCGGACGUGAGCUCGGACGUGGAUGUGAAGCUCAAAGGGCCUGAGUUGGAGGGGAACCUGCAAGGACCAAAAUUAAAAGGAGAUUUGGACAUUUUGGGCUCCGUGGAAGGGCCCGGUGUUACCCUGGACGCACCCGGCCUGGACCUCGGUGGCCUGGGGGGGAAGGUGAAGCUGCCCACGGUGAAGUCCCCAACGCUGGAGGUCAAGGGGGGCGUCCCCUGCUCCGUCCAGUCCCCGGGGGCCACCCUGGACCUCAAGGGGCCCUCACUGGACGUCUCCGGGCCGGAUUUGGAUGUCAACCUGAAAGGACCAAAGUUGAAAGGAGACGUCGGCGUCAAAUCCCCGCAAGCGUCGGCAGACGAUGCCGGCUUCGAAAUUUUGGGGGGCACCAUCAAACUCCCGUCCCUGAAGCUGCCCCAGUUCAGCAUCUCCGGCCCCAGCGUGGAGGGAGGGGACGCGGGGGUCACUCUGGAAGGUUCCCAGGUCAAGGCGGGGCUGAAGGGCUCCGGUUUGGGGCUGGAAGGUCCCGAGGUGGAACUGAAAGGGCCGAAAUUCUCCGCGCCGGACGUCGACCUGAGGCGGAAAGGACCAAACGUCGACGUGGCCGGCGACGUCAAAGGGUCAAAGGUCAGCGUGGAAGCUCCUCACGGAGGGCUGGGCGUCCACCUGGAGGCUCCGGCUCUGGAAGCGUCCGGCUCGGGAUUGAACGUCAACGUGAAAGGGCCAAAGGUCAAAGGCGCAGCCGAGGUGACGCCGCCGUCGGUCAGCGCCGGUUCCGGAACCUUCCACGCCUCCUGCCCCAAGGUGGGCGCCGAGGGCGGCCAGGUCAAGGUGUCCUUCCCCAAGCUGCGGAUGCCGAAAUUCGUCUUCUCCGAGCCCGAGGCCAAGGGCCGUGAGGUCGGGGUGGACGUCGACUUCCCCGGCGCCGACGUGGCCGAGCAGGAGCCGGACGAGGCCGAGGCGAGGCUGAAGAAAUCCAAGCUCAAGAUGCCCAAAUUCAACUUCUCCAAGCAGAAGGGGCGCGGCAGCGGCGGCGCCCCGGGGUCCCCCGAGGCCUUGGGCUCCAUGUCCGGCUCCAAGGGCGACCUGAAGAGCUCCAAGGUGAGUCUGGGCUCGGCCGAGGGCGAGCUGGAGGCCGAGGCGCCGGCGGCCAAGGGCAAAUUCUCGCUGUUCCGCGGCAAGAAACCGCGGCCGCGCUCGUCGUCCUUCAGCGAUGACCACUCGGCCGAGCCGGACGCCGCCAGGCAGCCCAAGAGCAAAUUCGGGACCUUCGGGGGCAUCGGCUCCAAGGCCAAGGGGUGCUACGAGGUGACGGCCGGCGCCGAGGACGGGGGGCGGGCGCCGGGGUCCCCCAAAUCCCGCCCGUCCUCGUCCUCGUCCUGCGAGGGCGUGGCCCGGGGCGGGCUCCGCGUGCCCGGCCUGGAGCUGGCGGUGGCCAAAGGCAAGGAGUGACCGCGGGGGAGGGGUUGUACAUAGGCCUGGAGCGAGGGACCCCCCGCGUGUACAGAGAGGGGGAGGGGCUGGGGGUCCCCUCCCCCCACCAAAGAUUUUGGGGUCCUCCCCUUGUGCUGAGAGCUUCGUUUUUUUCCCUUCCCAAUUUAUCCUUUUUUUUUUUUUGGAUAUUUUUAUUGGGGUUUGUUUUUGUCCCCUGUUUUU